This is a messenger RNA of Dicentrarchus labrax (European seabass), 2324 nucleotides long. Its product is annotated as claudin-15-like. Gene Ontology annotation, biological process: cell adhesion; bicellular tight junction assembly. Lineage: Eukaryota; Metazoa; Chordata; Actinopteri; Moronidae. The transcript is spliced from 5 exons. The record is from RefSeq and is a predicted model, not a curated record. Gene Ontology annotation, cellular component: plasma membrane; bicellular tight junction. Gene Ontology annotation, molecular function: structural molecule activity. Bases 265 to 939 code for a protein of 224 amino acids.
ACAUUUGGAGUCUUUGAAAAGGUUCAAUAGAGCUGAUAAUAAUAGUGGAAAUCAUAAGUGGCUGUUUGGAAUUAAUCAUUGAUUUGUAGUUUCUGUAGCAUCUUAGCUCGGUGGGUUGGUGAGAAUCGGUCUGGCACACUGAACCUUUGGGGCCAACAAAUCCACACGUUUGUGCAGGGAGAUAGCUCGGAGAGUCAACAUUUGUAUAAAGUGUUUCUCGCUCUGGAUAACUCUAAACGGGUAGGACAGAAGAAACAAGGAAAUAUGAAUGCCAUAGUGGAAGCUUUUGCCUUCUUCCUGGGGUUUCUGGGCUGGCUGAUGGUUGGGGUCGCACUUCCAAAUCGAUACUGGAAGGUCUCUUCAGUGGAUGGUAACGUUAUCACCACAUCAACCAUCUAUGAAAACCUAUGGAUGUCCUGUGCAACUGACUCUACAGGAGUUCACAACUGCCGGGAUUUUCCAUCUUUGCUCGCACUUAAUGGAUACAUUCAGGCCUCCCGAGCACUCAUGAUCGCUGCCAUUGUGUUUGGGACGUUUGGGCUCGUGGCUACCCUCGUAGGAAUGAAGUGCUCAAAAAUAGGAGGAGAAAACUACGUCCUUAAAGGGAGAAUCGCUGCAAUUGGAGGAGUGUUCUUUUUACUACAAGGGAUCUGCACCAUGAUUGCUGUAUCUUGGUAUGCAGCCAACAUCACACAGCAGUUCUUUGACCAGUUUUAUCCAGGGACAAAGUACGAGAUUGGAGAGGGCUUGUAUAUCGGCUGGUCGUCAGCCAUACUUGCCAUUUGCGGAGGUUCAUGCCUGAUGUGUGCAUGCAAAGUCAAAACACCCAAUGAAAAAAUAUCAUAUCCAUACCAACCACCCUCUAGAGGACAUGUCCUGUCAACUGUGGGAACGUCUCAGUCUGUCCCAAGCAACUAUGGAAGAAAUGCGUAUGUCUGAAAGGGUAUUGUGUAGGAGAGAAGGCCGACUGGAUUUGAGUCAGUCCACCAGAUAAGAUUGUUUUAAGAGAAAAUGAACAAUUACUGAUAACAUUAUUCUCAGUAUACUAUGAGAGGGCAGCAUUUACAAUGGGAAACACCUAUAGACUUAUGAUCACUGUAGUAUAGAGCACUAACCAAGAUCUGCUUUAUCAAAUCUGAACCUUAGUGAUAUUUACUAUAUAUGAAUUUGUAUUGUUUAUGUAUUGUGAAAAUUGCAUAUAUGUACCUUCCUAACUUGCUAUGGGCUUAUCAAGAGAAACUGCAACAUAAUGAAAACUGUGACAGUACAAAUGGAAAGCAAUGUUUUACAGUGUUGAUCACUGCUUUAAUUUAGACUAAGUUUGACGAAUACAAUGUACAUAACACAUACUCCUACUUAAGAUGUCCAGAAGGUGGUGGGAAUCCCAAUACAGGACCAUUUUCUAUCCCAAUAGCCUUUAAUAACCAAACCUUUACACAUAUUUACUUUUGUUUUACUUUAUUUUAAUGAUUACAGGAUGAGUUAAUUGCAAGAAAGCUAAUUAAUGUGAAAGGAACAAUCUGAUCCUCUGACCAUAGGGCAUACUACUUUGACAUUAUUUUUAAGCUUGCAAAAAACUUGUUUAUGACUUUUUUUACUUUAACUAGGACUAGGAACACACGACAAUCAAACAUAUUUAAUCCUCAGAUCACCUUAAACUGUUGUGUUGUGUUCAAGUUUGUAUAGUAUAUUAAGUGAUCAAUCAUUUGUUAUACCUGUGUAUCCUUGAACCUCUUACACAAAAUGUAACACACAUUCAGAAUAAUCCAUAGUGUUAACAGCUGAAAAAGCAAACGAAAUGAGAUUGCCAUUCCAGAAAUGUCUGCAAUCUACGUGAUAAAUAAUCUGGAUGGUUUUAGAACAAAAUAAAGUGUGGUGGCACGGGUCUGGUCUACUGCAAGUACUGGUCCAGUAUACAGUACAAUCACAUUAUAAGAAGGGUUUCACCCAGUGUUAUUUUAUUGUGAUUCUCACCUCUGAACCAGAACACUUGAGUAACAGAGUUAAAACACAUGUAAAUAUAGCCUGUGUAGGUUAUGUGCAUUUUAAACUUUUUUUUUGGCACAUAUAUGUAUGUAUAUGUGUUUAUACAUUUAUAUGUGUCCCACUGUUUGCUUCUGGGUGAUUUUAAAGGUGUUCCUCUUCAUUUAAGUAUGUUUUAUACACAAAUAAAUAUCAUUGUCAGUGACAAAACCAUAGGUAUAUAAAUGAGAGGUUAUGAUUUCCAAUUGAGUGCUGACUGGAGCUGUUGAGCAAUGUGACUCAAUAUCAUUAUUAAGAAAUACCAGUUCACAUGUUUAAAUAAAGAGUUUUGGGUUACAGAG